AUGGGGCCCAGCAGAAGGGGCCAGUCUUCACGUUAUGACAGCAGCCCCCAGUCGCUGCCGGCCCUGUUGACAGAGGUAGCUCUACCAGCCCUGGGCAUCUCCACAGCCUCGGACUUGAAAGGCGGCCGGCGGAAGCGCACCACCUUCAGCAAGGCCCAGCUGGAGCUGCUGGUCCGCGCCUUCGAGAAGGACCCCUACCCCGGCAUCGCCCUGCGGGAGCAGCUCUCCGGCCUCACCGACAUCCCCGAGUCCAGGAUCCAGAACAGGAGAGCCCGGCAGCUGAACCACAAGAAGAGCGAAGCCGCCGCCUACCCCAAGCCGGCCUGCGGCAAGCAAAAGCCGAGCCGCUGUGGGGGCGGCUGCCAGGAGAGGUCCCGGACGGCGCAGGGUCUUUGGCCGGACCGGAGCCUCCUCCAUCCGCCGCCCGGCCUGCCAGGAGGAAACCAGAGUUUCUCGGGUCAGCCGUCGCCCUGCUCGGGGCAGCCGUACUCGAGGCUCGAUGCUCAUUUCAGGAGCCUGGAUAACGCUUUUGGAGCCCUGGGUCAGACCCCAGCUCACUUCGGUUUGGACUGUGUGGGAAAAGGGGUCCCGCUGGGUGCGGGGAGCGUGGGCAGUCCCCCCCAGCUCUCGCUCCCUGUGCAGCAGGCGCAGGAGUAUCCAUACCUGAAGAAAUCUUUUCCCGAAAGCUACUACUCAGAUGCAGAUGUUUUCCAGUCUUGUAUAGAAGAUCACCAGUACCUGGCAGCUAAAGAGAACAUGUAUAGGAGGCCUGUCUUAAACUACUUGAAUGCUAACCAGGGCCUGGGCGAUGAGAACUACUUGUAUAUCAAGUCCAACACUUCUGCCUUUGGGAAGGGCUCCACUUUCAGUUAUGGUGAAGGGGAAUCGAAGCCCGAGCUUGAGCAGAUGAGGCACAGCCCACCUCUGGUUAUGGCUAGUCACACUAGUCCUCCUUUGGUACUUCCAAAACAUGACGGGGGGUAUCAAGGGACGCUUGCUGCUCCGGCCCCAUCAUAUGGGCAGCAGCUGCUGGAGACAGUAAGUGACUGUGACCCUCACUGGCUGGGCGUGAGAAAUGAAAUUUUGGGAACUGGGUUAGAUUCGCUAUUUGAGAAUGAGCAAAAUGGGGAGCAAAGUGGGCCAAAAAGUUAUCUUUUUGCUUUCGGUGGCCAGAGUUCAACCUGUCAUUUGGGUCACACAUGA
Messenger RNA from Nipponia nippon (crested ibis), 1203 nucleotides. Lineage: Eukaryota; Metazoa; Chordata; Aves; Pelecaniformes; Threskiornithidae. The record is from RefSeq and is a predicted model, not a curated record.